AUGAAAGUAUUCGGGCAGUCUACAUUUGACAUGUUUGCCGACCCCACAGUACUUGACAAUGAAAAGGACGUUCUCUAUGAUGUAUUCACCACUUUUACAAAUGCUGGUAUCGAUUACAAUUACAAGUUUAUAAAUGGCAGUGUGAUCAUUGAGAGUACACCCGCUAAUUCGGAAAGUCUAAAUAAACGCUUUUCACCAUGCUUGGACACUGAACUCAAUAAGAUUCCGGACAUCAACUCGAUCGUGGCUGCAAUAAAUGUAGCCAAACGAUCAAAUGCAAAUUCUUGCAUAGCCGGUAUUUCUUACAAGGCUGAGAAGAAAGGCGAAACUUACACAGUUUGUGCUUUACCAACGGGGUUCAUGAUUCACGGGGUCAAUAUGGACGUCUUGGUCGAGUACAUCUGGAAUCGUACUAAAAUUCAGCCUCCGACACUUGACUCUUCGGUGCACAAGUGCUCGUCUGUGGCUUCUUAUAUAAGCACGACUGAAGUUGGGCGCGCUAUGCUCACUGGACAAUCGUAUCUCACAAAUACAACAAGAAAGCUCAGGGCUGAGGUCAGUUGGAUCUUUGGAUCGAAAGACCUGCCGACAUGUUCGUGCAAGUCAACUCCACGCCCAUGCAUUUUUAUACAUGGGCUCGGCUGUUCUCCAGAAUUGGCCGAAAAUCAGGAUGAGUUUCAUAAAUACUGGGGAGAUUUGACGGGUCAUACACCGUGUUGCUCGUCAAUAAAAUUUGCAAGACUAGAUACGGUCAAUUUCGCCUGGACUGACCAGACAUUGCAACAGAAGUUGUGUGAUCGUGUACUUGCGGUAAGUGACACUAGCACAGACUCUCGGAUUACAGACACGAUUAUUGUGACGCAUUCCAUGGGUAAUCUCAUCCUUGCGGGAGCAAUUGCAAAUGGACGAUGCAAGCUCGAAAGCAGCUCAACAUGGGUAGGAAUGUCAGGACCAAUGAAGGGCAGCAUGGCGUCCGAUAUCAUCCAAGAAUCGUGCGCUGGCAAUUCAAACUUCGUUUAUGAUAAACUUGCAAAAAUUAUAGGAAAGUGUCCUCCUACUGAAGCUUUGAAAUCGUUAGCGUAUGAAGGCGGCAGCUUCUGUUCCGAAGAGCUUGAUGCAGCGUACAAAGCAGCACAAAAAGUUUACCGAGAGCAAGUGUAUGCACUCAGUUGUAGUGAAAAUUAUUUCGGGUUGUGGUCGAAAUACCAAGCGCAAUUUUGGAUAGUUGCACAAAUGAUUCCACACAAGUCUAGUAAGAACGAUGGGUUUGUUGAAUUUCAGAGCUGCGCCGCCGAAAUUCCGGACUCUAGGUUUGGCAGCUCGUAUCUCGACCGAUUUUAUAGAAAUUCUCUCAAUCACUUUGACAUGCGGUUUCUUGCGGGUGAUUCCUCGCGAUCGAAAUCAAAGAUGCCGCUGAAGUGGUUUGAAUGUCUGUUGUAA
Plasmopara halstedii is the source of this 1440-nucleotide messenger RNA. RefSeq lists its product as uncharacterized. The transcript has a single exon. The record is from RefSeq and is a predicted model, not a curated record. The coding region runs from base 1 to 1440 and encodes 479 amino acids. NCBI's taxonomy places the organism in Eukaryota, Oomycota, Peronosporomycetes, Peronosporales, Peronosporaceae.